CCCAGGGGGAGGUGGCCUGUCGCGGGUCGCCCGGCUCCCGGAGGCGAGGGGGGCACGGGCGGAUGGCGGAAGGCGCUCAGACGCAGCAGCUGCCUCAGCUCGGACCCGGCGCCGCUGCCCGGGGCAUGAAGCGGGAGUCGGAGCUGGAGCUGCCGGUUCCCGGAGCGGGAGGAGACGGAGCCGAGCCCGGCCUGAGCAAGCGGCCGCGCACCGAGGAGGCAGCGGCCGACGGCGGCGGGAUGCAGAACGAGUCUUUGACCCCAGGUUAUCAUGGAUUCCCACCGCGGGAUAGCCAGGGUAACCAGGAGCCAACAACAACUCCUGACGCAAUGGUUCAGCCUUUUACUACCAUCCCUUUUCCACCACCUCCGCAGAAUGGAAUUCCCACAGAAUAUGGAGUGCCACACACUCAGGACUAUGCCGGCCAGACCAGUGAGCAUAACCUAACGCUCUAUGGGAACACACAAGCCCACGGAGAACAGAGCAGCAACUCACCCAGCACACAAAACGGAUCUCUCACGCAGACAGACGGUGGAGCCCAGACAGAUGGCCAGCAGUCACAGACACAAAGUAAUGAAAAUUCAGAGAGUAAAUCUACCCCUAAGCGACUACAUGUCUCUAAUAUUCCUUUUCGCUUCCGGGACCCUGACCUCCGGCAAAUGUUUGGGCAAUUUGGCAAAAUCCUAGAUGUAGAAAUAAUUUUUAAUGAGCGUGGUUCUAAGGGAUUCGGGUUCGUAACUUUCGAGAAUAGUGCUGAUGCAGACAGGGCCAGGGAGAAAUUACACGGCACCGUGGUAGAGGGCCGUAAAAUCGAGGUUAAUAAUGCUACAGCACGUGUAAUGACCAAUAAGAAGAUGGUCACACCAUAUGCAAAUGGUUGGAAAUUAAGUCCAGUAGUUGGAGCUGUAUAUGGCCCUGAGUUAUAUGCAGCAUCCAGCUUUCAAGCAGAUGUGUCUCUUGGCAAUGAAGCGGCUGUGCCCCUAUCAGGAAGAGGGGGUAUCAACACCUACAUUCCUUUAAUCAUUCCUGGCUUCCCUUACCCAACUGCAGCCACCACGGCAGCCGCUUUCAGAGGAGCCCAUCUGAGGGGCAGAGGGCGGACAGUAUAUGGUGCAGUCCGAGCGGUACCUCCAACAGCCAUCCCCGCCUAUCCAGGUGUGGUUUACCAGGACGGAUUUUACGGUGCUGACCUCUAUUCAGCUGAAGAAAUGUUAACAUCUCACUCUAAAUCUCUCAGUGGAGUCUCUGUUCCCUUCUCUGAUAUAACAGAUGGGGUGGAUAUGCAGCCUACAGAUAUGCACAGCCUGCUACUGCAACCGCAGCCACAGCUGCUGCAGCCGCCGCAGCCGCUUACAGCGACGGUUAUGGCAGGGUGUACACAGCCGACCCCUACCAUGCCCUUGCCCCUGCCGCUAGCUAUGGAGUUGGCGCUGUGGCGAGUUUAUACCGAGGUGGCUACAGCCGAUUUGCCCCCUACUGAAGUGACGUGAAACCCCUGCAAAUGGGACAGCCCCCAGUUCAUGAGGCCUGGCUAUUGCAAUAUUUACUAGUAGAGGAACUCUAUAGCAAGAUGAAGAGGAAAUACAAACAAACAAAAAAAAACACAAAAAAAGAGAGAAUACUUUUUUAUACCUCACUAUGUUCUUUGAAUAUGUAUUUUUCCUUUAAAUUUCUGCCUUUAAUUCUUUUGUUCCAAAGAUUGUGCAUUUUUUUUCUUUUUUUUUCUUUUUUUUUAACUGUGGUAAACGAAAAACAAACAAACAAACAAAAAAAAGAUAAUGCAUUUCCAUGUCUAUAUGUCCGUGCCUAGCUUAUUCUGUCAGUCACGGAAAAGGCAGUUGAUGAGGAAGGAGAGACACUAGGAGCAGAGAUACGCAUCUGAUCAGAAAUCGGCAGACAGAAUUACCAAAGUGUAUCUGGUGCUGCGUGGCUGGGGACAACAGAAGUGGAAGAGAUCUUUCUGCAGCGGCAUAUUCUUCUAGUCUUCUGAAUUCUGGUCUUUGGCAGGAGAUUCUGAUUGGCUGUGGCUGGAAUCCACAUGCCACUAGAGAGGAAUUUGUGCUUGCAAAGCAGGAGAAUUAAAAACACUUUUCCUCUCCUCCUUCCCUCCUGUCUUCUCCAUUCUUUUUACAAUCAUCUUACACACCCAGCCUGAGACAGUUGGCAUAGCUUUUGGAAUUACAGUGUUGAUAUUUCCAAACACGCUCUCAGACUGUGGAUAAUAAACACCUCAUUAGGAAACCAAUCUCAGAAUGAACUCUGGAGUAUGAAAACACUUGUUUCUUUUCUUUCCUCCAAUCCUAGCACAUCUGCUGGCUACUUCUGUAACCACCGUGUAGCUCAUCUGUUCUUCAGUAACAUGCUGCUCCCAUGUCCUCAACAUUCAGGAGUUUAGUAUCCAGGGACAGAGAAUAAAUAGCCAGAUUUCCUCCAGGUAUCUUGGCACAGCUUGAAGAAAGGAAUAUUAAGUCUGAUAUUCCUUAUCUUGCUUGCAACAGAAAAUCAGUACAAUUUAUUUGAAAACAUAAUAAAGCAUCUGUUGGGGAAAGGUCAAGCCCCUAGGCCAGGUGCCCCUGGGCAUGUCGGUGAUAAAGACACUUGAGGACAGGCAGAAGCACUGUGCGUUCACCCCAAAGCCAUAGGAAUUUUCAUCUUCCAGAGCCUCUGCGAGUCACUUCUCUAUCCACAGUCUCCAGCUCUCUUGGCCAUUCCACCCAGCUUCGCAUUAUCCUCCAAAGACACCAGCUGAGCACCUGAACCACUUGGUGCACAUUAACACUACAGGAAACAAAAGCUAGAGCCCACCAAGGAAAGAAGCUAUGAAACGGCAAGGGUCCCCUGCAGAGUCCACACAGUGAGUCACUGCAGUUGCUGUCUAGCUUUAGUUUUAUGUUAGCAAGGUAGGGGAGAAAGCUCCGGGCUAUAACUAGUAAUGACAAAAGUCUGACAGUGUUUCCAAAACAAAAAGCAUUAGGAAGUGGGCAGGUAUGGUCCGCUGGCUCCUUGCUCUGCUCACACUGGUACUAGGGUGAACUUUCACCCCAAGGGAUAGCUGCUAAAGGGAGUAGUUCAGAGACGUGGAGCUUCUGCUUUAUUAUGGAUUUUGUUUGAUUUUUUUUUUUUUUAACUCCUGCCUCCACAUGUUCUUUUCUGAUAAGCUGAUUUCAUGUCCCUGAAUUAAAAUGACUGAUGUGACAGUAUCAAGCAUUCUUUGUAAACUGAUGUCUGGGAGGGCACUGGCCUGCCACAUGGAGACAUCUCCCUCUUCCCAUCCCUCUUCCCUAAUAACCUGGGGAGAUAGCAAAGAAACUCCAGGCCUGGUGCACUCAUGGAUUCGGGGAAGGAGGAAGCCAAUAGAGUAAAGGACAAGACAGUUCAAGCAAAUGGCAGCCAUUCACAGGGCUGCCUCCUCCCCCAAGCCAAAGUUAGGUUUGUUGCUGUUAAGACAAUAUUGUGUGUAUAUAAAUAUUUUAGGUGAGGACAAGGGCUGGGGGCUUACAGAGUUCUGGGGAAUGAGGGCAGGGAGGCUCUUUCUUUUACUUUGGUUUUGAGGGAGAAUGUCUGCUGACUGAAGAAACAGACAUUUGGGUCAUUCUCCCAAAGUGGCAAGCCACUUAGCCAGGUGGAGACCCCAUCAAGUCCUCACUGAUGAUAUUUGUGGCAGAGGAGUGAGAAUGUUUCUCUUUUCUUGGAUAGGAAUGAGGAUAGCCGGCAAGGUAGAGAAGGCAGCUCCCUCCCAUAGCCUUCCAAAAGAGGCAGAGUCCAGGCUUUGAGGAGCCUUUGUGCACUUCAGUUCAGCUGGUUCUGGCUGAGGCCUCCAAGGCAAGCUCUGUUUUCCAGGGUGUUCCUGCUGUAUUGCCAGGGGUGCUCUUCUGUGUCGCUUUCUCCAGCUCCCUUUUCUGAGACAGAAUACUUGGAAUUCUGCUUCUUAUGCAAGGGCCCUCUGGUUUUCAGGGUCAACGCUGAGAAUCGAAGCGCUCUCAACCAUCCUGAUCUCACAGGCUCAGCCUCCCCAUCCGCUGUGGAGCUUGGAGGUCCCCUCCCAUCAGCGUCACCAGAGGCAGGCUCCUUGAGGCAUCUGUGCUUCUGCGUUCCUGCCACAGCCAAAGGGGUUGGCAUUUUAUGAAUAACUUCUCUAGGGGAUGUAGGCUGAUAAAUUUUCAAAAAGCUUACUGUUGCUGAAUCACAGUUCAAGGAUGGCCUUCUCAACUUCGCUCUCAUCCAUGACCUGGACUUUCUAUACUAGGCAUCUUAUUCUUAGAAGUCGGCCUCCUUUAGGGAGACCCCUAGUGAAAACCUUUAUUGGAUAUCCCUCUUUCAUCCCAGAGAGCUGCCCUUAGGUCUUUUCUAGAAUUCCUGUGUUCCAUAGUUCAACUGCAUUAACUCAGAUCCAUCAUUGUGAUUCAUCGAUUUUUAAGGCUCUCAGGUUUAACAAAACCUAUCACUAUCAUCCUCCAGCAGCCUCAGUCUGAAUGGAGCCAGUAUAUUUUCUUUCUUUAAAGAAGUCAACUGGGGCUCAGCUCUUAGUUCAAGGGGAGCUAGUGGCUAUCUAGUCAAUAGAAAUCAGUGAUAGCAGCUUUUCCUCGAAUGUGGACUCCUCAGGGGCUGAACUGCUCUUAAUUUAGGGUAUGCUUUACUAGAGACGUAGCAAACAUCAGUUAUCACCACCAUCCAGUAACGACGUAGCUUCCAGAUAUGACGGACUAUAAGAUGGGGUGGAAGCUGCCCCAGGGAUGUACUUCCUUUUGGCAGAAGAACAAGGCCAACUAAGGGACAGUUUGGUUAGCACCUGGACAUUUCAAGAGAGAGAGAGGCAAACUUUCCCUCUUUGCCCAGGUUAGCCGAUUCUCUGCUGCUUGCAACUCUCUAGCACAGUAACAUUUGCAGAAUUGCAGAUUUUUUUCCCCCAGAUAUUAGGAGGAAAGGGACUUGGGGAGGGGAGGGUGGGGAAGGGGUCGUGAUGUUUUAAAAAGCAUAAGUUAACCUGUUUGCACUGUUUUAAGAUAGGAAAAAAAAUAGUGGGCAAGGUGAACAUCGGAUGUAAACGUGUGUGUUUUAUUUUGUCAUGCUCUUGAGAAUGUCUGACUCUUUGUAGUAUACAACAGUGACAUUUGAUUCUCUGUUGCAUAAAACACUAUAUUUUUUUGGAAAUGUUACUGUCCAAAAGCCUCUUCCCUCCCUGUCCUUUUCCUGUGUACUUCCUUCAUCCUUGCUUUACUGAUCAGCCAGGCAAUAGCCAUCCAGGAGCUAGAGCAAGAAACAGGGCCCUUUCCAAGUCGGCUCUGGGUGUCCUAAGCCAGCCUGUGCCCUCUCAAUCACUGAGUACAGUAGAGUCUCUGGCACCUUGCUUUGAAAAUACAGCUCACAGACCAGACUACCAGUUAUGGCAUUUCUCAGUGAGAGGCGCUAGGAUGAGGAGCCGAGGGAUGGAGGGACCCCUGAAGUAUUGCAGGUGGCUGUAGUAGCCGAGUUCUUAUGCAUGUUACCGAAACUGUAACCAGUUACAGUUUACUCAGGAAAACGGUAGAUCAAUUCAGCCAUGGUAGUGCUGGUUGGCAGGGAUUGGUAACUGAGAACUGCUCAACAGCCAAAACUCAAACCUUGCCUUUACGGAGCCCACCAGCAUAGGGCCAUGGUCCUCUGCCUGGUGGUGCUAUACCUGCCAGUGACAUGAGGGCUCAGCUCACCCUGGCAAGCAAAAAAGGGAACCCAGAUUCUCUUUAUCUCCCUUCUCCCCCUGCCCAUUACCAAUACCAGAUUCCCCAGGGGGCAUGUGAGGUUUUUGAAUUUUUCAAAAAGAAAAUGUUUUGGUUUGUUGUUGUUGUUGUUUUUUUUCCUGGGGACUGAUAAGUGCUUUAAGUGAUGUCUGCACCCCAUGAAGACUCCCAGCUUCUUCGUUUCCUUGUAUUUUCUGUUCACAGUAUUUUUGUGUGCGCGUGCUUAUUCGGCAGCUCAUUUUGGCUGUAUUAUAUAUCGAGUGAUGAAUUGAUCCUAUUUUUCCCCCUUAAAGGACAUGAAUUUUUUUUUCUUAUGUUAUCAUUCUGCUUGUGAACAUUUGAAGCCAGGCUGGGCUGACACUAGGGCUACAAAGUGAGGAGAGAGCCAGAGGAGUUUCCUUGUCCUUGACAGGCUCACCCACCUGAGGCUCUGAGCUUUUCAGUCCAGAUCUUUGCAAGGCUCAAGCGCCGCUGCCGCAGAACCUCUCCUCUCCUCCCCACCCCCACCCGUGGCAGGGACUGGCCGGGCCCCACGUGCACCACGGAUUCUCUGGCCCCUCCCAUUGCCAUGGCAGAACAGGUACAUUCGGGGACUUGGGGGCAUCCAUGGGAUGUUUGUACAAUUGACCACCUGGCCUUGCCUCCUCCCCUCCCGUCCUUCCCAAGACUCACUUCCUAGGACACCCGAGCCGCUUGCCCAGGGCCCUGUUUCCCUGCCAACUCCAGAGAAGCACCCCAGGGCUUUGUGACAGUCUCUAAUUCCCCUCCCUUCUCCUUAAGAAUCAUAUUGUAUAGUAGCUUUCAGACCAUACAGUAUUCAUUGGGUUACUCCUAUUAUUAUCAAGUAGCUGGAAUUGUGAAGGUCGGAGUAGUUAGAUCUUUAGCUUUUCUUCCUUAUUUUUUGUAUUACUCUCCAUGUGUAUAAAUUAUUGAUCAUGUUGCUGGCUUUUAUAAACUUAAGCAAAGGAGGAGGACUGCCUCAGCCUUUGCGAAUGGUAAUGAAGCACUGUUUUUAAAUAAAAGAGAGAAACACCA
Molecule: messenger RNA, 6752 nt
Organism: Dipodomys spectabilis (banner-tailed kangaroo rat)
Lineage: Eukaryota; Metazoa; Chordata; Mammalia; Rodentia; Heteromyidae
Gene: Rbfox2
Product: RNA binding fox-1 homolog 2
Exons: 15
Coding region: 63-1490 (475 amino acids)
Biological process (GO): nervous system development; regulation of alternative mRNA splicing, via spliceosome
Cellular component (GO): nucleus; cytoplasm
Molecular function (GO): mRNA binding
Source: RefSeq, a predicted model, not a curated record